AUUUGAAGUAGUUUUGUUCACUUUGCGUUCAUUAUGAAUCCAAAUGGCUGUAAUAAAUCAGGAAAAACUUUCCUAUUCACAUCUGAGUCUGUUGGAGAAGGGCAUUCAGGGGGGCACGGUGGCUCGGUGGCUUAGUGGUUAGCACGUUCGCCUCACACCUCCAGGGUUGGGGGUACGAUUCCCGCUUCCGACUUGUGUGUGUGUGGAGUUUGCAUUGUCUCCCCGUGCCUCGGGGGUUUCCUCCGGGUACUCCGGUUUCCUCCCCUGGUCCAAAGACAUGCAUGAUAAAAUGUGCGAUCAGAUCAGCGAUGCGGUUCUGGAUGCUUACCUGGCAAAAGACCCUGACUCCAAAGUAGCUUGUGAGUGUGUGUCCAAGACUGGUAUGAUCCUUUUGUGUGGUGAGGUGACAUCAAAGGCCGUAGUGGACCUACAGAAAGUGGUCAGAGACACUAUCAAGAGUAUUGGAUAUGAUGACUCAUCCAAGGGUUUUGACUACAAGACCUGCAAUGUGCUUGUCUCACUGCAGCCACAGUGUGUGGAAAUCAGUGACUGUGUGUUUGAAGGCAGAGAUACAGAAGAUAUUGGUGCUGGUGAUCAGGGUUUAAUGUUUGGCUAUGCCACCGAUGAAACCGAAGAGUGUAUGCCUCUCACCAUCAUGCUAGCACACAAAUUAAAUGCCAAAAUGAAGGAGCUUUCAAAGACUGGAGUUUGUCCAUGGAUUCUCCCAGAUUCAAAGACUCAGGUGACUGUGGAAUAUCGUGACAAUGGGGGUGCCAUGGAGCCACUCCGCAUUCAUACACUGGUCAUCUCCGUUCAGCACACACCUGACAUCCCGCUGGCUGAAAUUCGUCAAAAUCUAAUGGAAAGAGUUGUGAAGGCAGUCAUCCCCGCCAAAUACAUGGAUGACAAGACAGUUUAUCACCUUCUGCCUAGUGGAAAGUUCCUUAUGGGUGGUCCACAAGGGGAUGCUGGCCUCACAGGAAGAAAGAUCAUUGUUGACACAUAUGGUGGAUGGGGUGGGCAUGGUGGUGGAGCGUUCUCUGGUAAAGAUUACUCAAAAGUGGAUCGCUCUGGCGCUUAUGCUGCCCGCUGGGUGGCCAAAUCACUUGUCAAAGCCAAGCUGUGUCGGAGAGUUUUGGUUCAGGUCUCAUAUGCUAUUGGUAUUAGUCACCCUUUGUCCAUGUCUAUUUUCCAUUAUGGGACGACAACGCGAGAUGAGGACCAACUUUUAGAGAUUGUUAAGAAUAAUUUUGACCUGAGGCCUGGGGUCAUCGUCAAGGAGCUUGAUUUGAAGAAACCAAUCUAUCAGAAGACAGCCUGCUAUGGACACUUUGGACGAGAGGAAUUUCCUUGGGAAAAGCCAAAAAAACUUAGCUUCUGAAAUAUUUAAUUUAUUUAUGAAUUAAAGCAUCAGAAUAACCCAAAAAUUCCAGAUCAUAAAUUUAUAAUUCUGUUUAUGCUAUUACUGCAUUGUUUUGUAAAUGUAUUGAUCACUGUAAAUGUUGACUGAAAAUAUUAAAGAUAUAUCACUGGAGACUAAUAAAAAAUAUAUUUUUGAGCA
This is a messenger RNA of Triplophysa dalaica, 1561 nucleotides long. It is a transcript of the gene mat2al, whose product is annotated as methionine adenosyltransferase II, alpha-like. Bases 278 to 1381 code for a protein of 367 amino acids. The record is from RefSeq and is a predicted model, not a curated record. Gene Ontology annotation, cellular component: methionine adenosyltransferase complex; cytosol. NCBI's taxonomy places the organism in Eukaryota, Metazoa, Chordata, Actinopteri, Cypriniformes, Nemacheilidae. Gene Ontology annotation, molecular function: ATP binding; methionine adenosyltransferase activity. The transcript has 10 exons. Gene Ontology annotation, biological process: S-adenosylmethionine biosynthetic process.